Cannabis sativa is the source of this 2111-nucleotide messenger RNA. RefSeq names its product SUPPRESSOR OF GAMMA RESPONSE 1. Gene Ontology annotation, molecular function: DNA-binding transcription factor activity; transcription cis-regulatory region binding. The transcript is spliced from 6 exons. The record is from RefSeq and is a predicted model, not a curated record. Gene Ontology annotation, biological process: regulation of DNA-templated transcription. The coding region runs from base 566 to 1711 and encodes 381 amino acids. NCBI's taxonomy places the organism in Eukaryota, Viridiplantae, Streptophyta, Magnoliopsida, Rosales, Cannabaceae. Gene Ontology annotation, cellular component: nucleus.
AGAUAUCCACUGCCACGUCAGCUGUGCACGAACGUAAUUAACAACAUCAAACAAGGACAAAAAUGGUAAUUCAAGUAGUCUCCACAACAAGUUCCAUAUAUAGCUUGGAGGGCAAGAUUGAAGAGAGUGUAAUGUCCCCACCAUUAAUUUACCAUUAUGCCACUCUGUUUCCGAAGUUUCUCUGAACAAAAAUUUAAGGCUCGGAGUCAGGUUUGGUCAACGGUUUGGACUAAUGUUUUCACUUGUUAAUGUCCUCGUUUCUUUGAAGAUUCUUUUAUCCUAAGCUUAGGUUCGGUUUCCAAGCCUAUCAAACGGCCUCCUAAGCCUAAUUUUCCCGCUUACACACACACAUAUAGUACAUACGUUGUCACUUCACUUGGGUUUAACUUAAUCAAGAGGAGAAACGGAAACAGUGAGAGUAGAGAGUGUGCUCAACACAAAUAUAUUCAUAAAUAAAACCAAAGCUGAGCUGAGCUAAAAGCCAGACAAAUAUUCUCUGUGUUUGACUUGGUGUUCUCGGGUUUUAAGAUAAACAUAUCCUUUUGUCUUGUUGUUGUUGAAGAAAAUGGAAAGGAGCUGGCUCAUGAACAGCAGAGGAAUUGCAAAAAAAGUAAAGAGUGCUUCUCGUUCUUCUGCUUAUCAAAUAAAAGACUGUGGAGCAAAUCGUGAAUGCCCAAAUUGCCAUUAUGAUAUUGACAACAGUGAUGUUUCUUCAGAGUGGCCUGGGCUGCCAGCUGGUGUAAAAUUUGAACCAUCUGAUGAAGAUCUCAUAUAUCAUUUGUCUGGAAAAUGUGGUGUUGGAAACAUAAUUCCUCAUGUGUUUAUUGAUGAAUUUAUCCCCACACUUGAGGGAGAAGGAAUUUACUGUGACCAUCCUGAAAAUCUUCCUGGUGCUAAGAAAGAUGGAAGAAGCAUUCAUUUCUUUCAUAAGAUAUGUAAUGCAUAUUCCACUGGUCAAAGGAAGCGUCGCAAGGUCCAAUGUCAGCAGGGUUCGACGGCUGAGCAUGUGCGCUGGCACAAGACAGGUAAAACUAAACCUGUGAUUGAAAAUGGAGUUCAAAAGGGGUGGAAGAAGAUUAUGGUUCUUUAUAAAAGCACUAAGAAGGGCUCUAAGCCAGAUAGAACUAAUUGGACUAUGCACCAAUACCAUUUGGGAACUGGAGAAGAGGAAAAUGAAGGAGACUAUGUUGUCUCAAAGAUCUUCUACAAGCAAUCUGAAAACAGUGAUAACAUUACUCUGAUUGAAGAAUCUGAUAUGAAAGCAGCAGCAGCACAUGAAGCCAGUCCCAAAACUCCGAAUUCAAAUCCACCAAUCCCACCUCGACAUGAUAUGACUGACACUACUACUCCAUUACAGUCAUCUGCCAAGGAGGAAGGAGAUCAUAUUGAAAUGUCACCUCUUAUCCCUCAAACAGACGGUCAGGGUGAGAACAAUAUGGAGGAGUUCCCGUGGCUGGCGGGUGAAUCACAGGCUGCCGAAACCUAUGACUUAUUGAACAUUGAUGAUUCUUUGUUGUGCAAGGAAACUUUUGAUUGCAUACCUAACACUAACACUAACUUGACUGGAAAAAACAUUCCACCUUGUGGUAUUUCUGACCUUGAAAACCUUGACUUUGACUCUCCACCAGAUUUCCAGCUUUCUGAUUUGCAGUUUUGUUCACAAGAAAGUAGUGUGCUUGAUUGGUUAGAUUGGUUAAGAGACAGCAUAUAGAGGCAACUACUUAAAGAUGAUAAUCCUAAAGGGUGUUCUAAACUACCAUCACCAGAGACAUUUACUAUGUUUUCUCAAUUGAAAUUGAUGGAGAAAAUGCAAGAAACAGCCUUGAUAUGGAGGGAAUCUACCUAACUAUGUUUAAAGCUAAUUUGUAUUAUUGUGUAUUUAAGGGUGUUGUUAAAUGGUAUGUAAGUUGUGUUGAGAUUAAAGAAAGAUGAUAAUGUAGUUUGAGAGGGAUUCAGUCUUUGCUUCUAAGUGCUAAGAUUGCUUAAAGAUCUCAUUUUUAUGAAUGAAAGCCAAUGAAAGCAGUGGUUGAAUCUUCAAUUGCUUGCUUGUAUCUUCUGCAAUUAAUAUUAUGUAGACAAUGGAAGAAUGUUUUAUAAUUUUAAUUAAGAAA